This is a messenger RNA of Nymphalis io (European peacock), 1155 nucleotides long. RefSeq names its product clavesin-1-like. Bases 59 to 967 code for a protein of 302 amino acids. The transcript is spliced from 7 exons. The record is from RefSeq and is a predicted model, not a curated record. Lineage: Eukaryota; Metazoa; Arthropoda; Insecta; Lepidoptera; Nymphalidae. Gene Ontology annotation, cellular component: membrane. Gene Ontology annotation, molecular function: phosphatidylinositol bisphosphate binding.
UUCUGGGAGUCGGACGUCUUGUGAAUAGUAAUUGAGUGUUUAAAAUUUUGAUCUAACAAUGCCGGGAAAGCUUAAGCAACAGUCGCUCGAGAUGGAGUACAAGAAGACAGGAAUUAAUCCGUCCGACAUCGCUUCUUUACGUCGUUGGCUCAAAACGCAACCUCAUCUACCAGAAAAAUAUAUCACUGAUCUCGACUUAAUCCUCACCUACUUUUGCUGUUACAAGAGUUCAGAAGUAUCAAAACAAGUGUUGGAUGUUCAUUUUACUCUGAAGACGCUUUUCACCAAUUUAUUCUACAACAGAGUUGUGGAUGAGAGGUUAUUAAAAACUCUAAAUGUUGUCUUAGUGAUGCCGCUUCAAGUUCGCACCUACAACAACAGUUAUAUAGUAUACCAUCGACUUAUAGACUACGACACUAAGAAUUUUGUCUUCUCAGAUAUAAUCAGGGCAGUACUAAUGUUAAUGGAUUUAAGACAGUACGAAGAUGGCACUUGGCCGGGGUUUAUUAUUCUGAUUGAUUUGAACGGUGUCACGCUAAGCCAUAUCACCAAACUCGAUUUACAAACAGUGCAACAGCUUUUGUAUUAUUUGCAGGAAGCAAUGUUAGUGAAGCUAAAAGGCUUACACUUCAUGAACGCGCCGUCAUACGUUGACAGAUUACUUAUGGUAUUAAGACCGUUCUUGAAAAAGGAGCUAAUGGACCAACUUUGCAUCCACCCAGUUGGGUCAAAUUCGAUUGAGAAAUUAUUGCCGAUUGAGGCACUACCCAAGGAAGCUGGAGGGCAAUACAAGACUUUUGAAGAAGCAAAGAAAUACACAAUCGAAAAGGUUCUAGCAAACAAGGAUUUCUUUAUAAAUGAAAACAAAAAGAGAGUCGUCGAAUCAUUAAGGCCUGGAAAACCGAAGACAAUUACAGAUAUAUUUGGUGGCGUGGAGGGUUCAUUUAAGAAGUUAGAAAUAGAUUAAUAGGUUAUUUAAUUUACUUGUUUUUUAUAUAAUGUAAGUUAAUGUACGUAAAGUGUAUAUAAGUAUUAUGCAAUCAAGUUGUUUCAAGAUAAAACAUGGGUUCGAAACAUCGAAAUUAAUGGUGAAAUAAAUAUGGAGUAAAAUUAAUAAAUCAAUACAUUUUUCUUAUUAUUAAUUUAUAGCAACGU